GUUGACAUAACGCUUUGCCGCCAUAGUGAGCGCCAUAGUCACCGUAGCUGUUGGCGACUGUUUCCUGUCAACUGAGGUGCACAAAAUUUCAUAUUUUCACUUACAAUCAAGACCAUGCAAUCAGCGUCUGGUCCAGGUACCACCAUUGUUCAUUUAUCUCCGAAAAAUCAUACAAUUUUACAACAAAGUGGUCAACAUGUCCUACUUAGUAAAAUUGCUUCCGACUCUACUAGUAAUCGUCCACCAACAAGUGGAGUGGAAACUAGUUUGUUACAAACAGCACAUUCAAAUAACUCACAAACUAUAUAUCCAGCACAUUAUAUUGAAGCUAUCGCUGAACAAACUGUUUAUACUGCAAAUGGAGAAGGCGGGUAAGUAUGUUCUUUGAUUGUAUUUGUAUGUUUAUUAAACGGUCAAUGCACUUUGUACUAUGUAAACAGUUACAGUGUCAAAGGCUUUCAUUUCAUUACGGAAAAUACCCUGAAAAUAUUAACAAAUGGAUUAUCAAUUUUCAGUCUGUAUUUCCAUUCCUCAGAAGGUUUUGUAGUGUUCAGUAAAUAUAAUCUGAUGGGGAUUUAUUUUAGCUAUCAGUAAUAUUAACCUCGUUUGUGAAAAUCGUUCCAUCUGUUGUUGUAAUUGGCUUUCUCGACUGACUUCAGCCAAUGAAGUAUUAUAAACGAAGAAUGGAACUUAGGAUCUCCAGGUCUUGUGAUGAUUCUAUCACCUUUAGACCCACCAAGUUGGAGUCCAGCUGUUAACAUAUCCGACUUUCAUGGUUUCACAAUAAAUUGUACUAUUUAUGAAAAUUUUCUUAAUUCUGAUAUGAACGAGCACCGGUUGUGACUUCUUUCCACCACAUCUGAAGUCCGUUUCAAAGUUAGUUACUAGCGACCACGCUAUUGGUAUUUGGUUUAGUAGAUUGUGGAGAUAUUUCCAAAGUUUUAUAUCAGAUGGAAUAUGAAUUAACUUUUAUGUGAACGGGUAUAUAUAUACUAAAUACCUCAUUUUUACACUGAUCACAACAAUGAAAAUCCUCUCCAGUUUUAUGUAUUUUAAUUUACAUCACAGUUUUCUAUGCUUCUACUGCUCUUCUUUCAUUCUCUUUGGGUUCUUAUCAAAUUUCUUGAUUUUCAGUGGGAUUCUCGAAAUUAAGUCUGGUACGCCAUUAAGAAAACUAUUUGCAUCAGUCACGAAAUCUUUGUCUGGACAAUAUCAAGAAUAUACACCGAUUAUUUAUGCUCCUGUUUCAGGCGGACCAACAUAUUAUCAAACAGCUAAUGGACAAGUUUUAGCUACUGCUUUUGGUGCAGCGAAUAGUGCAACAGGUCAUGUUGGUGCUUUACAUACUGCUGCGGCGGCACAUGCAAAUUUAGCUGCCACAACUGGUGUUGGUCACGCUCAAUUAGUUACACAUCAAGGUGCAACAUAUUUAGUACAAAGUGGUCAAUUAGAUGAUGACGGAUCGUCCAUAUCGCAUACAGCAAAAGCUAGUCCUGUCACUGUUCAAUGGCUUAUUGAUAAUUACGAGACAGCUGAUGGUGUUAGUCUUCCACGUAGCACAUUAUAUUUUCAUUAUUUACAACAUUGUAAUGAACAUAAAUUAGAGCCAAUGAAUCCAGCAUCAUUUGGUAAAUUAAUACGUUCAGUAUUUUUUGGCCUACGUACACGACGACUAGGUACACGUGGAAAUUCUAAAUAUCAUUAUUAUGGUAUUCGUAUUAAACCAAGCUCACCUUUAAAUCAUUUUAUCGAAGAUGCUGGUUUCUCACUUCGACAUUAUCCUAAUUAUCAUCGUCAAACAAUGGAAGCUGCAGCUGAAUGGAAAAAUUUCACAAAUUCUUCAUUAAAUCGAUUGAAAUCUUUAAGUACAAAUGGGAAUGGAGUUCAUAGUGGAGGUGUUGGAGUUGGAAACACUUCUGUUGGAUUAAAUAAUUUAACACCUCAUGUUCAUUCAACAUCACAUAUCUCAUGCAGUAAUGCCAGUAGUAAUAUUAGUAGUAGUAAUUCUCAGUUAUCAUCUCAUUACGGUACCAGUACAACAGUGACAACAUUCCGUUCUUCAGAUAAAUCAAUGUUAAAUAAUAAUCUUUAUGUUGGUAGUGGAAAUGUUUCUUCACAUUCCACUAGUCAAAAUGUUGAUAGUGUUACUACAAAUUCAGUAACAAGUCCUUUAUUAUCUUCUAGUGGUGUUGGUAAUGGUCAACAUCAUGCACAUUUUCUUGGUGAAGCUAGUUCCGCAUUGCCUAAUCUAGAUGAAAUAUGCCGAUCAUCUGGUCUUCCUGUGCCUAGUGAAGUUGAUUUGCCAGAGAAUAAAAGUCGUUUAAAAACAGUUGAAACAUCGAAUAAUUUAUCAAUAAAUGAAGAUGUAAUUACAUUUUGUCGUCUUUACGCUUUAUCCGCUGGUUAUAUGCUUGAUGCUGUAGUAAAUUUAGAUUUUACUUCAAUUGAAACAGUAUGGAAAGCAUUUUGGUGCACUGAAGAAAUACGAGAUUCUCGGUUAAAACAAAGUUUAUCACAAGAACGAUUAUAUUCACUCGUGUCCGAUCCGGUCAUUUUACAAUUCAUUCGACUUUAUGAUCAUACAUUCUAUCAAUCAUUAGCUGAAGUUUUAAUACCAAAUGUACUUCGACCUAUUCCGCCAACUCUUACACAAGCAAUUCGUAAUUUUGCAAAAUCUCUUGAAGGUUGGAUGCGUCAAGCUAUACAAAGUUUCAAUACAGAUCUUAUUAAUUUAAAAAUAUCCGCUGUAUGUGCAUUAGCACAAACUCUUCGACGUUACACUAGUUUAAAUCACUUAGCUCAAGCUGCCCGUGCUGUGCUAAAAAAUGCCAAUCAAAUUAAUCAAAUGUUGGCCGAUUUAAAUCGCGUAGAUUUCAAUAAUGUACAAGAACAAGCUUCAUGGGUAUGUCAAUGCAGUGAUUCUACUGUUAGUCAGUUAGAGCAUGAUUUUAAACGUAUUUUACAAAAGCACGCAUCACUGGAAGAAUGGGCUCAAUGGUUAGAUACAGUAGUGACUAGCAUCUUACAACCACUUGAAGGCAAUAGUUUGGCUUAUACAAAAGCUGCACAUCAACUAGUGUUGAAAUGGUCUUUUUACAGUUCAAUGGUGAUUAGAGAUCUGACAUUGAGAUCUGCAUCGAGUUUUGGCAGUUUUCAUUUAAUUCGACUAUUAUAUGAUGAGUAUAUAUUUUAUUUAGUUGAGCACAAAGUCGCUGCACAUUUAGGCAUGACACCAGUCGCUGUUAUGGGUGAAAUGGGUAGAGAUAUUACUCAACAACAUUGUACUCAAAAUCGAUUACAUUUGGACAAUCGUAAUGCUCCUGGAAAAUCUUCUAAAUCUAUUCACAAUAAUAAUAAUAAUAAUACAACAAUACUUGAUUCUCCACAACAUGAUAAUUCGAAUUAUUUGCCGUUUGUUAAUGAUGAUGAUAAUAAUAAUAAUGAUAACAAUAAUAAUGUAGAUCAUACAAAUCCCAUAUUUCAUCAACAAAAACAUUCAGUUAAUUUAACUAAAGACCGUGUUGUUGUUGUAGGCAAUGAUGAUUGUAAUCCGGACACUAACACUGAUAAUGUUAUUAGUCGCGAGAAAAAUAGACGGGAACAACAACAAUUAGACAGUGAUAGUGUCAUUGUUGACGAAGAUGUCAUGGAUCAUCAUCAUGAUGAUGAUGAGGAAGAAGUGGAUGAUUUCGAUGAAGAAGUUGAUGAGUACUUAGACGAUGAAGAUGAAGUGGAUGAUUCAUUAGGUGAUGAAAAUGCCAUGUUAAAAGAAGCACAUGCUUCAGCACAAGCUUAUUGUCGAAGUUCUUCAAUCGCUGCGACUACUGCUUCUACUGUCCUGAUACCUCAAUCAUUAGAUUCAACUGAUGAUAUGCCCAAUACUACUGGCAUGAAGAAAGAUACUUUAAAAAUGGAAGAUGAAGCAAACCAUGAAAAACAGUCAAACAUUCAAGAUGUUAUUGUCAAUGAUCCUCACGAUAACAAUAAUGAUAUUGUUGACGACGAAGUGGUAGUAGAGAACACUGACGAGGGAACCGGUGACAAUAAAAAUAAAUCAGAGAAGUUAACUCAAAAACAUCCGAAUCUACUCAAUAAUGAUAAAAUUAGUUCGUCGACACCUGUUGAAUUAACUGUUCAACAAUCCAAUAAAGAUAAAAUAUCAACCAGUACAACGACAACCACUGGUAGUUGUUCUCCACCGUCAAUCGUAACAAUGCCUAAUCCUGUACGUAAAGUUGUCCGUGUCACUACAUUCUGUGAUGCAAAACAACCGUCAGUAGUUGUAGAGUCGUCAUUCGCUAAUUCUACACCAUUCACAACUACUGUAGCUACUACUACUAUUACUUCUACUUCUACUACUACACGUUCAAUUAAUGUUAAACAAUCAUCAUCUGGAUCACCUUCAACAAUAUCAACACCAACAAAAACAAUUAAUUGUAAUAGACCAAUUGAAAUUCAUCCUUCUUCUUUUCAUAUCACUACUACAACUCCAUCAUCGACUAUUAAUAGUGGUAAUACAACAAUAGUAAAUAAACUAACUGUUACUACCAAUUCAACUAUUCCUACUGAUAUAAUCUAUGCAAAACGACCAAAAUUAUCCUAAUCACCAUGUAUACCUUCCUAUUUGUUUCAAUGAAAGAACCUCAUUAUUAAUAUGUGCAUUACAAUAAUUAAUUAUUGCAUAUCAACAAAACUGGUGAAAGGCAGCAGUCAUUAAGGAUAAUAAAGUGUAUGUGUGUGUUUUUUUCACAGACUUUUUUAUUCCCUCUUUUACACUUUCAUAACUGUCAGCACCUAUGUUUGUGCUUGUGUGUGUGUGUGUGUAUUGAAUAAACGUUUAGUACAAUUUAAUAAUUUCUUGUAUGCACAAUUAUCCCAUUUCUUUUUUUUUGUAUAGUGUCUGUUUAUUGAUUAUCCAAUCACCAAAGUUUGUGUUUUGAUGAUGAGAUUCUGUACACAUUUAUAUAUUGAGAGAGGGGAAUGCGCACCUAAAAGGAAUGGGACAGAUAAUUUCCAUUCUCUAUGAUAAUAACUCCAAUUGAGUAUACUUUUGCACUAUUCAAAUAUUCUUGUCAAUAUGACAACUACUUGCAGUAUGUUCAAGUGUAUGUAUGUGUGUGUGUGUUUUGGUUAUUGUGUUAGAUUGUCAUGUUGUCUGUUUUGUGUAUAUUAAUGAUUUCUGUAUAAUAAAAUCAACAAUCUUAUGAUCUUCC
This is a messenger RNA of Schistosoma margrebowiei, 5213 nucleotides long. Lineage: Eukaryota; Metazoa; Platyhelminthes; Trematoda; Strigeidida; Schistosomatidae. The record is from the annotation of a GenBank genome assembly.